Molecule: messenger RNA, 4819 nt
Organism: Perca flavescens (yellow perch)
Lineage: Eukaryota; Metazoa; Chordata; Actinopteri; Perciformes; Percidae
Product: zinc finger protein GLI2
Exons: 15
Coding region: 1-4788 (1595 amino acids)
Biological process (GO): smoothened signaling pathway; regulation of transcription by RNA polymerase II
Cellular component (GO): nucleus
Molecular function (GO): DNA-binding transcription factor activity, RNA polymerase II-specific; RNA polymerase II cis-regulatory region sequence-specific DNA binding
Source: RefSeq, a predicted model, not a curated record
AUGUGGGAUUCUUUAGCAAUCAAUCCCCCCUCUGCUACCGCGUUCCAUGAGCUCAAUCAGACCCUGAGGUCAGGAGGAAUCUGUGCGGCCCCCGGAGGCCCCGGCUUCUCCUUUUCCUCUCCCCAGGAAGCAGACUUCAUCCAGGGGGCCUCUGCAGGUAUGACAGUGUGGAUGUGGCGUGAACACGUUUGCGGUAUGGAUAAAAGUGAGACUUACUCUAGGUGUUGGUGGAUAAAAGGAGCCAUCCAGGCGGUGGAGAGGAAGUCUGUGGUCCAAACUGUGGCUGUAAAACAGCGAGUGGCUGCUCCAUUUGGCCGAGGGUCAGGGAUCAAAGCAGCUGGUCAACCUCGGCGGACUUCACGCCAUCAGCAGGCAGAGCUGGGGACACACAUAUGGCAAGAAACAGUUCGUUUGGCAAUGGAGACUUCCACAUCAAGAGCCUCCGAGAAAAAGGACAAGAUGGACGGGAACGGCUUCCCCGACCUCCCAAAGAAACCCUCAGAGACGAGAGCCCCGCACCACAUCUUCCCCACCUUCCACACACCGAUCCCGAUUGACAUGCGCCAUCACGAAGGACGAUACCACUACGAGCCUCAUGCGCUGCACGCCAUGCACGGCUCUGCAGGUUUUGCCGGCAGCCCCAUCCUCUCCGAUAUCUCACUGAUCCGCCUUUCACCUGCCGCCGUGGCUACCGGCGAUUCCCCCUUCAGCCCACCUCACCCGUAUGUCAACCCCCACAUGGAGCACUACUUGCGCUCUGUGCACGGCAGCCCCACCCUCUCCAUGAUCUCGGCAGCCAGAGGACUCAGCCCUGCCGACUUGGCCCAUGAGCAUUUAAAGGAACGUGGGCUGUUUGGGCUCCCUCCUCCUCCCGGUGCGAGCCCGGCAGAGUAUUACCACCUCAUGGCCAGCCACCGGAGCCCCUACGGAGAGCUGCUCAUGCAGGGGGCAGGGGCCGCCGCCGGGGCCCACCUGUCCGACUACAUCACCCCCAUCGACGUGUCGCGGUUCUCCAGCCCCAGACUGACGCCCAGGCUGAGCAGGAAGAGGGCUCUGUCCAUCUCGCCGCUGUCGGACGCCAGCAUCGACCUCCAGACCAUGAUCCGCACCUCGCCCAACUCGCUGGUCGCCUACAUCAACAACUCGCGCUCCAGCUCGGCCGCCAGCAGCUCCUACGGACACCUGUCGGUCGGAGGACUCAGCCCCUCCUUCCCGUUCCCUCAUCCCAUCAACCCCAUGGCCUACCAGCAGCUCCUCUCGCAGCAGCGGGGGCUCAGCGCCUUCGGACACACUCCACCUCUCAUCCAGCCUCCGCCUUCCUACUCCAGCCGCCAGCCGGGCCUCGGCCUCUCCUCCCUGCCAGCCUCCGCCCACAACAGCGAACUGCCGUCUAAGAUUUGGAUACUGACUCUUGUUUCCUCUCCUCAGAACCAUGGUGACGACUUGGCCGUCAGCAGCACAGUCGACCCCAUGAUCACCAAAAGGUCAAAGGUCAAGACUGAAGCAGAGGGGUUGAGGCCGAUGUCUCCUUGCUCACCGAACCAUCACGGCAGCUUGUUGGACUUGAAGGACGACAUGGAUCGGGACGAUUGUAAGCAGGAGCCCGAGGCCAUCUACGAAACCAACUGCCACUGGGAGGGCUGCAGCAAGGAGUACGACACCCAGGACCAGCUGGUCCAUCACAUCAAUAAUGACCACAUCCACGGAGAGAAGAAGGAGUUUGUGUGCCGCUGGGAGGACUGUUCGCGGGAGCAAAAGCCCUUCAAAGCUCAGUACAUGCUGGUGGUUCACAUGCGCCGACACACAGGGGAGAAACCACACAAGUGCACGUUUGAGGGCUGCGCUAAGGCCUACUCCCGUCUCGAAAACCUCAAAACCCAUCUGCGCUCGCACACGGGAGAGAAACCGUACGUCUGUGAGCACGAAGGAUGCAACAAAGCCUUCUCCAACGCCUCGGACCGAGCCAAGCACCAGAACCGGACGCACUCCAAUGAGAAACCCUAUGUAUGUAAGAUCCCUGGCUGUACCAAGCGCUACACAGACCCCAGCUCCCUCAGGAAGCACGUGAAGACGGUCCACGGCCCAGAGGCCCACGUCACCAAAAAGCAGCGCAGCGACCUGCCGCCGAGGCCGCCGGCGCCCAGGGAGAACGGCGAGAACGAGGCGAGUACCAUAGACAGAAUCCAGAGGGAGGACAAGAUGUCAGACAACAGCUCCCCCAGAGGGGUGGAUGACUACUUGCAUGUCAAAUCCAUCAAGACGGAAAACUCUGUGAUGUAUCAGUCCAGCCCUGGCGGUCAGUCAUCAUGUAGCAGCGAACCAUCACCACUUGGCAGUGCCACCAACAAUGACAGUGGAGUAGAAAUGGCGGCGCACAGCGGGGAAAGCCUGGGGGACCUCAGCACCUUGGACGACCUGCCCUUUGUGGAGUCCUUGGGCUGUGAAGAUUCGACCGGCGGGGUCGCAGUGAUGGGUCUCCACUUCCGAAAGCAGUUUGGCACCAGUCGGCGCAUGGAGCAUUUGAAGAAGGAGAAGCUGAAGACAGUGAGGGACUCGUGUCAAUGGUCCAGCAACCCAACUCCCCUGGUCCUCGGCACCAAGCUUCCACCCAUACCAGCAGGCGGGUCCCUCCUGGAGAGUCCAAGUAUGGGUGGUGGUCUGGUGUCCUUCCCUGGUUCCGGCUUUGGUGAUCUGAGCUCUGGUAAAAUGACUCUGCUGGAAAAGCUUUCAGAGCGCCGUGACAGCACCUCCAGCACCCUGAGCUCAGUUUACACCCUCAGCCGCCGGUCCUCCGGCAUCUCCCCUUGCUACUCUAGCCGGCGCUCAAGCCAGGCCUCGCAGUUUGGUGCCAACCGCCCCAGCAACCUUAGCUCGGCCGACUCCUACGACCCCAUCUCUGCUGACAUGUCCCGGCGCUCCAGUCAGGCCAGCCAGUGUGGGGGAGGCAGCGGAGGAGCAGGAGGGUACGGAAGGGGCCUAUCCAGCCCUCUCAGCCUGACCCCAGCGCAGCACUACCACCUCAAGGCAAAAUACGCUGCCGCCACUGGAGGAGCACCACCUACACCUCUUCCAUACAUAGACCAAAUGUGUCUGAGGGAACACACAGCACUGUAUGGGGACUCCUCCACCACCAACAAAGGCCUGCCUUCCAGGCAGUACAGCAGCUACACCAUGCGGAGCCUGAUGCCCCAUGAGGUCCCAUCUAACAUCCCCCGCCGAGCAAGUGACCCCGUGAGGCGCGUAGCUAUAGAUUAUUCCAGCCAGCCACAAAUGCAGCGCUACAAGAGCAUGGGCACACUGAGUGGAGGGCAGCCCCAUCCGCUUCCUGCAGCACAUAGCAGACUUUUAUCACAGCAAGGGAGCCUACGACCGGAUGAUAGUCCCCACCUCUACCCUUACAGCCUGCGACCACCCAGCAUUUCGGAGAACGUCACUAUGGGGAUUAUACCGAGUGACAUCCCUGAAGAAGACCUGAUGCUGCCUGACCUCAGAGACCCAACCAACAGAGUGUCACAAAAUCAACAAGAUUUCCAAGGAGACCCAAAUCUCCAGCAGCAGUCGUACUAUCAGAGAAGGACGGCCGUUGUGAAUGCCAACAUGAAUCAGGUUUUGUCCACUUCCAGCAUGAGUCCAGGGCGGCAACAUCAGAUGUGUCCAUCUGCACCAAGGGACAGUAAGGCCAACUUACUUGCUCAGUGGAACAAAGUAUCUUUGGGACACAUGGAUGCCAGCCAGCAGUGCUCCAAAGUCCAGGUCCGAGGGAACCUGGCUGUCCUCCAACAAAACCAGAACUUUGGACUUUUUCACAACAAUCUCAGCUCCAACCAGCAGAUGGUUCAAAACCUUGUUAACACAAUGCAGCAAAGAUGCAAACAGCUGAAUACUGAACCAGGAGCAAACUGCUUCCAGCAGCAAAGAUUCCAGCAGUCAUCAAAUCUCAAUGAAGCACUUAGCUCUCAGUGCAGGUUCAACAAAGGCUUUAGUCCUUGUGAUAAGAACGGUAACACCACUUAUCCACCGUGUAACAACACAAGAGCAGUCAAUGGCAGCAUGCUAAUUCCCACAUGCAAACAGGAGCCAGUUGACAUGGACACUGUUGACAUGCACUUUGCUGAUGCUGGAUUUCAGCCUGUGCAAGUUAAAAUUGAGGACUGUGAUAAAUCAAUCAUGAUGUCAGAUCAGCAGAACUGUCACAUGACCCUCCAAAAUCCUUUGCAAACUGUGAAUCACAGCCAUUUCCAACCAAUGCCACCAACAGAGCCUAAAUCUCGAAACAAGCAUCUUUCAGGGCCAAAAGUGACAAACCAAACAAGGCACCCAAGUAUUGCUAACGUGGAUGUUGCUUCCACGUUACCCAGUGGUGGAGGUUUAGGACUUCAUUGCAGCAACAACUCUGAUGACAAUGCCUUGUACUACACAGGGCAGAUUCAAGUAUUUUGUGUUUCUCCUGCAGUGAAUGUACCUCCUUCUGAAAACAACGCAGUGUCUCCCAGUCCAGGCGACACGCAGGCAUCCAGGACUGUAAACUGUAAUGCAGCACUGGAGCAGGAGCAGAUAGACUUUGAUAGCAUGCUGGAUGAUGGGGAUCACUCCAGCCUCAUGUCGGGAACCCUGAGUCCAGGUCUGCUCCAGAGCUUGUCCCAGAGCUCCUCUCGCCUGACAACGCCAAGGAACUCGGUGACUUUGCCCUCGGUGCCGGCGGGGACGGGGAACAUGGCCAUCGGGGACAUGAGCUCGUUGCUGACUGCUCUGGCAGAGGAAAGCAAGUUCCUCAACUCGAUGUCGUAACAAACUAUUUCCCCCCGGCUGAACUUUUGAA